This is a messenger RNA of Thunnus maccoyii (southern bluefin tuna), 6311 nucleotides long. Its product is annotated as microtubule-associated tumor suppressor 1 homolog. Gene Ontology annotation, molecular function: microtubule binding. NCBI's taxonomy places the organism in Eukaryota, Metazoa, Chordata, Actinopteri, Scombriformes, Scombridae. The coding region runs from base 1076 to 5077 and encodes 1333 amino acids. The record is from RefSeq and is a predicted model, not a curated record. The transcript has 20 exons. Gene Ontology annotation, cellular component: cytoplasm; nucleus.
AUAACAGCUAGUAUAAAACAAUUAUCUUCUUGAUUAUAUUAAACAACAGUAUCACCAUUGCAAUAACUUUUUAAGAAAACCUUUAUCGUUACAUGAUGCCAGGCUAUUAUUCCUCCGCCAAUUAAUAUAGUUCCUGAAAUUAUGAGUAGGCUGAAAGUGUGAUGGUUAAAUUGGUUCAUUAACUGUCGUGUAUCCACAGGUGUGUAUUCCUGUGUGUGUGUGUGUGUGUGUGUGUGUGUGUCUGGGCUCCUUCGUGACUCAGCCCAUCAGACUUGAGGACUGCAGCAGUCACUGAUUUUCUGAAAAGACUGUAGUCAUAUGGACCAUUUGGACCUGAAGGCAUAUCUUAGAUGGGAUUUGGAGGGUGUGCGUUGGAUAUCGGAUGUAAAGGUAGUGGUGCUGAGGUCGUGGUGUAUCCAGGUGAAAGCUGCGGACAGGUUACUCAGAAUAAAUCCCACACAGAGGCUGCUGACGACGGCUCCUGCAACCAAUAACAGGGAGAGGGCCCAGGCUGCUUAGCAACAGCCAACCCAGUUGGACUGGUCAGGACUGGUCCCUCCUAUUUUUUGGGGGUGGAGGGUGGACCCUGACCAGGAUGUUUUGAACAACAGAGUCCCAAAAAAUUUUGCAUCGUGUCUUCAAAUAGGAUAGAAGGAUCAGUCACAGGGCCCAUAAGUGGAUACUUUUCUAAAUUACAGUUCUGCAUUUGACAAGGAAGCGAUGACUUGCAGCCCUUUUGGAAAUACCGCAGCAUUUUUGAGCUCUGUUUAAAUUAUAUAAGUGGAUGGACUGCAACUCUGUGACAUACUAAAGAUAUUAUGGGAACAUGGAUUGGAAAAACUGCCAACUCUGCCCUACGGAGAAUGGAUGGACAUUUUAUCAAAUCUCAAUAUAAAGCGUAUAAAAAGGUUCAGGAGUAAAGCUCAAAUUAUCAUUCUGUAAAUAGCAUUUGUCUUUUUUUUUCCACAACCAGCAUGAGAAGGCCGAUGGUCAAGUAAAAGCCUGCACAUCACAGAUCAGAAGAAAGUUACAACAUUGUACAGAGCGACUGACUCUCGGCCUUCCUGACCUGAAGAUGAGUGUUUCUAAGCCUAGUGACAUCUUCUCUGUCGGGGGGAAGAGCGGGUCCAGCAUGACGCUUCCUCUUCACAGUGCAGGAGACCACAAUGGGAAUGCUUUCUCAAUUUCCUCUUCUUCAUCCUCCUCCUCCUCCUCCUCCUGCCUGGGGGAAUUGUCUCCUGAGUCACUGCGGAGUCUGAGCAGCCUCAGUGGUGGCCGGACUGACAGCCCGCAGGAUUAUGACAUGCUUGAGGUCACUCUGUUGACGACAGUUAUGACCAAAACGGAUGAAAUGACAGAUAUUGUCAUUUCAAAAUGGUCACAAGAGGAGGAAAAUAAACAAGAUGGUAAUGAUGAUGUCUCAGUGGGAAAGAUGCAGACGGUGACAGAACUGUCAGAAUCCAACGACAACUCUACAUCUGUUUACCUGGACGCCAACAGCAGCGAAUACCACCAAGACACCUGGAACGACAAUGACAACCUGACACUGGCCCUGUCCUUAACGACACAUGGCGGUAGCCGUGGUAAUAAUCAUGACCUCAGCAGUGGAAGCAGCAAUGGGAGAAGACGUGGCUCCUUAACUCCUGAUUCAGAUGCAACAGAAAUCCCUGAAGAUGACGAUGAAGAGGAAGCUUUGUUUCUGUCAGUGAGCUCUGACGUGGAUGUGCGGAGAACCGGCAUGAUCCUUACAAGCUCGAGCAGUCAGUCUAGCGAAGGCCCGCUGAACCCAGGUGACUCCGCUAUGACGACUGAGCUCCAGACAGAGGGGGCUGUAGCUGCGAGUGUAGCCGAUGACAAGAGGUCAGAGCAGGUGUUAGAAGUAGCCGAGGUCGCCUGUCCUCUGGAUUCACCUGGGAAAAGCCAGACAGAGCCUUCUGCUUCUGAGGACCUUAGUGAACCCACCCAGAUAUCACCUUCUACUCACUCUUCUACCAAUCCAGUUCAAGAUGCUAAAGAAGUCACCAUUCCCCCGCCUGAGGAAGCUGAAAGAUAUGCGGUGAGCUCCAAACCCGCCAACUCCAAUACUAGCCAGCCAGCCAGAGCAGCAAAAACCAAACCAACCGCUGUGACUUCAGCUGCCCCCAAGACUGCGGCUUCCACAGCCAUCAAAACCUCCAGUCUUGAGGCAAAGAGAGUUUCCAAACUGGACCUAAAAAAUGUCAAGGCUAAAGUUGGAUCUCGUUCCACCUCGUCCCCCCCUAAACCACAUGGCCAGCAGAACAAACCUGCUCCAGCUAACGGAAAGAAAGCUGUUCCUAGGAAGGAAGAAGUGCUUUCUAACGACGGGGGUAAAAGGCAAAGGUCAUCUCCGGUCAAAGUGGCCGUGGUACUGAAACCCAUCAGAGGAAGGAGCUGUAACCUCAAAACCAGCCACAAGACAGCAGCCAACGACUCUGCUCAGCCAGAGAAGAAGAGUGUGACCGUCAGUCGAACACUUUCAACCUCGACCAGCUCACUGGGCUCAGAGGUGGCUGAAGAAGGACCCCAGGACACACCCAGGAAGGCUGUCCAGGAGGUGCCUGAUACCGUGGAGAACAAACAUCCAAGUGAAGCUGCUGGUGAAGAGUCUGUGGAGGAUCAAAGGGAGGGUACUGGAAAGGCUUUACCGACAGAGUCAGCUGUGGAGAAAACAAGGACUCCUAGCCGGAAAGUCUCCUCCAAGCUGGGGCCCAAUGCCAGGCAGCAGGCGAGAGGCACCAGAGCGGAUAAGGGGCCCUCAGAACCAGCUCCACCUCCAGGCUCAGGGACUGGACCUCCAGGACAGGGGAGCUCUGGGCCCAGGCAAGCCCAGACUGAUGUCUCCAAGUUGGGAGAGGGUGGACAGAGCACCGGGGGUGGAUCUCCAACGAGAGUGAGACAGAGCCUAAGUCAGAGCCAGGGUAUCCCUAAACCUCGCACCACCACAGAGCGAGCAUCUGCAUUGGCUGCCCCGGGCCCCGCAACAUCCAACUCCAAAUCGACAGCCAAUCAGCAGCCACCAUCAGGGUCUGCGGGACGACCUGCUGCACCCAGUGCGUCAAAGCUUCCUGUUAAAGGAUUACCCACAAGCCUCAGCUCCUCGUCUCUGGGAAGCAACGAGAACAAUGGAGCCACAAGCAAAGCCCCUCCAUCAUCUCUCGGAGCUCCAGCACCAACAGGGACCAAGCCAGACGAGCGGCCCAGCCGAAUCACUCUUCCCGCGGGCAGCCAGAGCGCGGCAAAGCUCACCAGCUCAAGCGCCACAGCUCCCCCCUCCACCAGUACUCCGGGUGACGCAGUUAGCGCUAACAGCAACGGUGUCACUGCUGCUCCGAAGCCUCCUGCAAUGCGGAGCAGAGCUCUGUCACUGCAAGCCAGGACCACGGCUACAGGUUUGAAGGCCCCGUCGGUCACCAGCCACAUCACAGCCAAGACAGCAGCCGCCAAUCAAACAGCAGCAAAGACAACUUCUGCUGCCAAUCAGGGGCUGAUAAAGCAGGCGUCCCAGUAUCCCUUGCAAAGAAGCGGCUCAGCGAGACUCAGUCGACUGAACAACUCAGUCUGGGCUCAGCAGCUCUGCAUGACUGCCUGGCAGACUCCAGUGGACAAAAACAAGCCCCGGGAGGCACCGGCAAGAUCCACAAACUGCAACAGCAGCUCACAGCUAUCAGCACCUGCAGGAGGAAACAACCAGAACCAGCAGCAACCUCCACCAGACCUGGUACCGGAUGUUGUAAAUGCAAAUGCACCAGCGACAUCAGUUCUCCCAGUGCCUGCUGUUGAUACCGCCAACAAUGGGGCAGGCACCACUGGAGCCUCUGGGCUCGGGUUCAAAGCAAGAACCGGGUCACGGUCCAGCCCCAAAACAGCAUCCCGACUACAGAGCGCAUCCAAGCCUGGCGUGGUCGGAGCUGUCGUUGCAGACGGGACACUCACGGCUAAACAGAACCAGAGCAAAGAGCAGGCAGAGAAGAAGAACCAGGCCAUCAACCAGCUGAGGAAGCUGCUUGUCCAGGGGAAUAAGAGAGUGGAGGCUCUGGCUACAGUCAUCCAACAUCUCUUCACUGAGCGCGAGGAGACCUUAAAGCAGAAGAAGGAGUUGUCACUGGAACUGGCAAACCUCCGAGACGAGCUGGUUGAGUCGUCUCAGAGCUGCGAGCGUCUGCAGAAGGAGAAGGAGGAGGUGCGCGUCAGCUUGGAGGAGGCCUUGAAGAGGCUAGAGGAGCAGCACAAGGAGGAGCUGGUGCAGCUGGAGGACAGAUUGAGGAGUUUUUACCAAACAGAGUGGGACAAAGUCCACCAGACGUACCAGGAGGAGGCUGAUAAAUGUCGCAUGUUGAUGGAACAGCAGGUGGAGGAGCUGAGGAGCCGACAGGAAUUAGAAAGGAAGAACCAGGAAGUGAGUCACAGCCAGAAGAUGGAGUCUCUCAAGCAGCAGUAUGAGACCUCUAUACAAGAACUAAAGAGGAUCCAGCAGACAGACCUAGAGAACCUGGAGAAAACACUGAAGGAGACUGAAACUUCUCUUUCUGAGAAAAUAUCUGAUCUGUCAGCAGAGAAGGAGGAUCUGAAUGAGAAGCUGAAAGCAGAGGAGGAGAGGAGGAAGCGGAUACUAUCAGACAAGAAUCUGAAGGACUCCCACACUGUGUAUCUGGAGCAGGAGCUGGAGAGUCUGAAGGUGGUGCUGGAGAUCAAGAACAACCAGCUGCACCAGAAGGAGAAGAAGAUCAUGGAGAUGGACAAACUGGCGGAGACUAAUGUGAAACUGGAGGAGUGUCUGAAGAAGGUUCAACAGGAGAACGAGGACUACAAGGCCAGAAUGGACAAACACGCUGCUCUCUCCAAGCAGCUGUCCAGUGAACAAGCCAAACUCCAGCAGACGCUGCAGAAAGAGUCCAAGGUCAACAAGCGUCUGUCCAUGGAGAACGAGGAGCUGCUGUGGAAGCUGCACAACGGUGACCUGCUGGCUAGUCCCCGCCGCCUCUCACCCACCUCACCCUUCAGCUCCCCACGGAACUCUGCCUCCUUCCCCACUACCGCACCCUUGUCACCCAGAUAACCCACACACACAACAAACAACAACCCCCUUCCUCUCCUCUGACCUCCCGAUUCUCCUCAUCAUCACCUUUUUCAAGCCUCGCAAGGAUCGAAGCUAUUCCAAAUACAGUGUUGUUGGAUAUGAAUCCCAUGAUGAACUUGUACAUUUUGAAUAAUUAGCAUUAAAGACACUUGUUUUGAAAGUGAAAAGACAUUACAGUGGCACAGAUGCACUUAACGUCUGAGCGUGGGACUGGCCUUGCUCUCUAUCAGUCUCUGUCUACCAAACGCCUGGUUCUCCAACAAACCUUUCUUCUUUUUCUGAAGAAAACCUAAAUAACAGGCACACCUCAGGGUCUGUAUAUAACGCCUCACUCUCGUUAUGACUAUCCUUACCAUUUUCUUUUGUUAUGUUGUAUAGUUUAAAUUCAGCUCAUCCUGUUCUCUUUCUGAAGAGGUGGAUGAGAAAAAACCUUGGCUUCGUGGCGUAUGUACUUGUGGAAACAGACUCAAAGUUGUUUGGGUUUGGCAAAUCAUAAAAUGACGGGUAUUUGUUGGUGGAUUUAUGUGGAUUGUUUCGCCUUCUCCCUUUUUAAAGAGGACAUUUUUUUCCCCAAAGAGUGAAGCUCAAUCACUGUUCUGCUUUGGACCUCUGGAAGAAGUGAAUGAACUUCAUGUCCUUAACGAGGGCCAACAGGAACAAAUAUUCACUUUGUUCAUCUGAGGAAGUGACCUGAACCUUUGAUCCAAUGAAUAUGUGUUCCUCCGUGUAAGCUCCUCACAACCGCUACCUUAAUCUACUAUGUGGAAUGUAAUCACCCUUGGAUGUUAAGUCUGAGCGGGCCAGUUCAGGCACACACACACCCUCUCAGAGCCAUAUGCAGUUUAUUUAAUGAGGAGGGUGCUGGACAGGACCGUGUACCCACUCCCACCCCCAUUUUACUUUUUCCCUUAAAUCCCUGAUUAACAAAGGAAUCCGACCCCACAUCCUCUAAAAUCACCUCGUGCCCAAACAAACAAGGCAAAGAAGCUGAACUGGUGAGUUAAUGUGUCUUUGCUUUGGGUCACAUGUUAAAUUACCACAAAACCUGCCAGUGAUGGUUGCAGUCAUUUCCACAGUGAAAACUGACACACACUGGCCUCUGUUUUCACUUUGUCUGUCGUUUGUCCUCAAAAAACCUCAGAUGUGCCCAAAAUGCCUCAGUGAACCAUGUUCUGUUUUAUUUUGGACACAGAAUAAAUACAAUAUGACAUAA